Cyprinus carpio (common carp) is the source of this 650-nucleotide messenger RNA. Its product is annotated as replication protein A 14 kDa subunit-like. The record is from RefSeq and is a predicted model, not a curated record. Gene Ontology annotation, cellular component: site of double-strand break; nucleus; DNA replication factor A complex. NCBI's taxonomy places the organism in Eukaryota, Metazoa, Chordata, Actinopteri, Cypriniformes, Cyprinidae. Gene Ontology annotation, biological process: mismatch repair; base-excision repair; double-strand break repair via homologous recombination. Gene Ontology annotation, molecular function: damaged DNA binding; single-stranded DNA binding.
UAACAGGUCAUUUGUUUCUAACAUUUUUGUCUGACGCAACGGAAACGAAGUCAUCGGGCAAUACGUAAGUUUUCCCGCGAAUCUGGUGUUGGUCUCGACUGGUCGUGAGUCCUUUCGGAUUUUAUUUCUUUGUAUGACUUGCCACAAACAUCCACAAUGACAGGCGUUUACGAGUCUCCCAAACCCAGAAUCAACGCGUCGAUGUUGUCUCAGUACAUCGGUCGCCCAGUCUGCUUCGUUGGACGAUUAGAAAAGGUGCAUCCAUCAGGAAAGGCUCUUACUCUGUCAGAUGGAGAAGGAAAGUCUGCAUCAGUGGAGCUCAGUGAGCCUCUGGACGAGGAGCUGAGUGGGAUUGUGGAGGUUAUUGGGAUGGUGUCGAAUAAAGGGACAGUUAUGGCUGUGUCAUAUACUCAGUAUCGAGAGGACAAGAUCUCUUUCGAUCUGGAGCUGUAUAAUGAAGGCCUGAAGGUUCUCCAUGAUUUUCCCCAGCAUUACCCGUUUGAGGUGUCAUUAAGUGGUUAAACUGCACAUUUUAUUUGCUUUUUACAGUUUCUGUAUAAUUGGAUAUUUACUGUUUGUAAAAAAAAAAAAAAAAAAUGUAAACAUUGUUGUUUUGAUUUUGUUGCUUGAAAUAAAACCUUAAAACCCUU